Molecule: messenger RNA, 1419 nt
Organism: Anopheles moucheti
Lineage: Eukaryota; Metazoa; Arthropoda; Insecta; Diptera; Culicidae
Product: ankyrin repeat and LEM domain-containing protein 2 homolog
Exons: 3
Coding region: 1-1419 (472 amino acids)
Biological process (GO): negative regulation of phosphorylation
Cellular component (GO): endoplasmic reticulum
Molecular function (GO): protein phosphatase 2A binding
Source: RefSeq, a predicted model, not a curated record
AUGAAGCAUUACAUUAUCGUCACUUUCGAUGGCGCUGCCAAAGAUUUGAAGCGCCAUUGUCACGAUCGACGGGAAGCGUUGCAGGCACUGCGCGAAAACCCUGGAGCUCGUAUGAUGGUGUUUUCAUCCGAAGAUGAAGUAUCCUGCUUCCUAUCAACUCCACCAGCUACCAACGGUCACGUUACCGAUCACGAUCGAGCCCUGCAGUACAUGCAGGCUGCUGCCUAUGAUGGGCGAUAUAAGCAAUGCUUCCUGCAAGCGAUCGAGGCUGGCGAUGAUCUGCAGGUGUUCCGGAUGAUAGUGUGCGCUCCAGCCCUGUUGAUCAACGACACGAACCAUCCGCGCGUGUACAACAAAGCCGGCGAAAACGCACUACACAUCGCGGCUAGAUGUGGCUUUGCCCAGAUUUGCACCCAUAUCCUCGAAGCGAUCCGCACCCCUGCGUUCAUCGCUGGGUACCAGGGGAAACGGACCGAGAUGACGGACGUGUUGAGCGAAAAAUUGCUCGAGCUCUACCUCAACUCGGUGGACCGGUACAAAUACGAGACCCCAUUGCAUCUAGCAGCCCAGCACGGUUGGGUAAGUGUCGUGCGUGUGCUGCUUUCGUAUCCGCAGUGCGAGCUGAAGCCCAACAUUUGGAAGCAUUACCCGCAGCACGUUAUAUGUGUGCGCGCCACUGGUGCUUCCACCUCGAGCGCGGUGAUGGUCGCCAUAACCGGUUUGCUGCAGGAGAAUUAUUUCGUUCCGCUCGUAAGAACCGAGUCGGAUCUGGAACCGCCGUUCGUUGGGGAAGCUUUUAUGCGCCAGAAACCGCCCGACCUAAGCCAUCCAUCGCAAGAUGUACUGGCCCCGGGUCGGAGUAUCGCGGCGUUCGCCGGUCCGAUGACGCUCGAACAGGCGCAUCAUUUUCGCAAGCUGUGGCAAACCACUCCGAGACUUUCGGUAAUUGCCAUUCAAGGGGGUGGCCCGAAUUAUUCCCCCCAAACCGGCAGUGAUUCACGAUUGCUAUGUGCCGUCACCGGCAAGAUAUACGAAAAGUCCAACUUAUCCCAGUCUCCGGGGUUCAUUAUGCGCGAGUUUCGUAGACGCUAUUUGCACGCUGCGAUGGAGCGUAUUGGCCGCUAUCUGGCCAAAUGGAUGAACGUCCGAUGGAAAGAGUAUUGGCCGUUUCUUAGCGUGUACUGCGAUUUGGGCGAGCUGGUCGGGUUGCACAUAUUUGAGACAUAUUUAGCUCAACGGGCGGCCAACUUGACCAUGCAGCAGACCGCCUCAUCGAUCGCUAUCGGUGGGGUCAUAACCAACCGCGACAACCUUUUCGCGCUGUUUGCUCUGGAAAAUGUUGAAAUCAAUGAGCAGCUGUUUCCAUUCGUUAUGCGCUGGAAACGAAACAUGUUGCUUAUUUUCAAUGCAGAUAAAUGA